Messenger RNA from Clarias gariepinus (North African catfish), 1153 nucleotides. RefSeq names its product elastase-1-like. Lineage: Eukaryota; Metazoa; Chordata; Actinopteri; Siluriformes; Clariidae. The coding region runs from base 49 to 855 and encodes 268 amino acids. The transcript has 8 exons. The record is from RefSeq and is a predicted model, not a curated record. Gene Ontology annotation, molecular function: serine-type endopeptidase activity. Gene Ontology annotation, biological process: proteolysis.
CAGUGGCAUAACCAGGCUGGAGUAUGUGAGUCCUGAUCGACUGCAGUCAUGCUGAGAUUUCUUUUGCUGAGUGCCCUGGUGGCCCUGGCUCUGGCCGAACUCAGGCCUGAGCCCAGGUAUAUGGAGAAUAUAGGAGAGAGAGUUGUGGGUGGAGAGGUGGCUUCACCUAACUCGUGGCGCUGGCAGAUCUCACUGCAAUAUUUGUCUGGCAGUUCCUACUAUCACACUUGUGGUGGAACUCUGAUCAGGUCUCGCUGGGUUAUGACUGCUGCUCACUGUGUUGAUACGGCAAGAACAUGGCGUGUUGUCCUGGGAGAUCAUGACAUUUACAACCAUGAAGGCACAGAGCAGUACAUGACCGUCAGCGCUGUCCACGUUCACCCUCAGUGGAACCGCAACAAUGUUGCUGGAGGAUAUGACAUUGCUUUGCUGCGUCUGUCUUCUGAUGCCUCCCUGAACUCCUAUGUGCAACUGGCUGCUCUGCCUCCCUCGGGUCAGGUCCUGCCCAACAACAACAACUGUUACAUCACAGGCUGGGGACGAACUCAGACUGGCGGUCAGCUCUCUGCUAAGCUGAAACAGGCCUAUCUGCCUGUGGUGGACCAUCAGACAUGCUCAAGCAGCAGCUGGUGGGGCAGCACGGUCAAGACCACCAUGGUGUGUGCUGGAGGCUACAGUGAAUCCGGUUGCCAGGGCGACUCUGGUGGCCCCCUGAACUGCCUGGUGAACGGGCAAUACGUCGUCCAUGGAGUUACCAGCUUCGUGUCAUCCCUGGGCUGCAACACUGUGAGGAAACCCACUGUCUUCACUCGUGUCUCAGCCUACAACAGCUGGAUCAGCAGUAUUAUUGGAUAAACUGGAUGGAUAUGAUGAAUCCAGAAUGACAUCUGAUACACAUGUCCCUUAUGCUCACAUGCAAUUCAGCAAGAAUCUGAUAUAAACCUCUUGUAUUGGCAAAGGCAAUUUUUUUCUGCAAUUAAAUGCCCAAUGUGUAUAAUCCUUUACUACAAUAAAUGAUUUAGCAAGGAAAGUGUUCAUUUGCUCAUACUAAAACAAAUCUAAAUUCUACACCUGUUGUUAUUGCCUAAAUACUGUCAACCCAAUUCUAAAAGUUCUACUAAUAAAUGUGUCUCAAAAGAGCUACCCAAAGACA